Candidula unifasciata is the source of this 351-nucleotide messenger RNA. Lineage: Eukaryota; Metazoa; Mollusca; Gastropoda; Stylommatophora; Geomitridae. The record is from the annotation of a GenBank genome assembly.
UCGAACAUCUCCCGAAUGGACAGCCCGUACGGCGAGUGCUCGUCCACCAGUGAUUUUCUCAGCACCUACAAAGUCAAGUACACGAGAACGACCUGUCAGAAAGUGUGUGAACAGCAGAUCCUACUGGAGACAUGUCAGUGCUACGAUCAGAGGGCCCUGCAGACAACCAAACUGAUGAAUUUUGCCGGUGGUCUCCCUCCAUGCCAGAAUGAAACACAGAUGGAGUGCCUGACCCAGGUCCAGUGGAACUUCACCAAGGACAACGCCAAGUGCAACUGCAACAGUCCCUGUCGCGAGAUACAGUUUGAUAAAACAAUCUCCAGUCGACAGUGGCCAAGCGAUCAGUUUGCU